CUGAGGAGAGACGAGCUCGUGCUCUGAGGCAGUGGAACCGGCUCGUAAAGGAAGCCCGAGGUCCUGAUUCUGCUCCAGGUUAGCUGAGUCAUCUGGAGACCUUGAGCACCAGGAUUCUCCAUCUGUGAAGCACGGACGGUAUUUCCCGGAAGCUCGGGACGCCAUAGACCCCAGUGCCCUGGGCUGUGCCUCAGGAAGCAGGUCGCGAUGGACGCCAAAAUGGGGACAUGUGUGUGAAGGAGCCUUGGGGAGGAUACCAACCCUCUAUUCCAUACGCAUGGUGUGUGCACCUGGCCUGGGCUUCCACCAUGUCUCUGAAGAGACCAGGCCAGCGGCCCAUGCUACAGGAUGCCGGGACUGUGCCUGGCGGAGGGAGCUUCUGGAGAGUCGGGCACGAGCACCCACCUUGGGAACCUGAAGGAGAGUGAAGAACCCUCUGGAAGCCUGUGGCCAAAGGAGCUCAUCACGCUAGAGCCUGGGGAAUCUGCCUGGCAGGUGGUCCUGAAGAAGAUUCAGGAGCUCUCUGAUUCAGACCACCGGGACUCCUUCAUGGUAGGCAACCUGGGUGUGCUGGCCAGCCGCCAUCGGGCCUUCUGCCAGGCCCUGCCGCGGGUAUCACCCUUCUACGCGGUCAAGUGCAACAACAGCGCGUGGGUGCUGCGCGUCCUGGCCUCCCUGGGCACCGGCUUCGACUGCGCCAGCCAGGUGGAGCUGGAGCAGGUGUUGGGCCUGGGCGUGGCCCCUUCACGCAUCAUCUACGCCAACCCCUGCAAGCCUAUCUCCCACAUCCAGUACGCUGCCCGCCACGGGGUGCAGCUCCUGACCUUCGACAGUGAGGAGGAGCUGACCAAGGUGGCCCAGCACUACCCAGGGGCCAGGCUGGUCCUCCGGCUGUGGACCCAGGACAGCGGGAGCAUCCUUCCCCUGAGCACCAAGUUCGGGGCAAGACUGGAGGCGUGUGAACAUCUGCUCAAGUCCGCCAGGGACCUGGGGUUGGCUGUGGUCGGAACCAGCUUCCACGUGGGCUCGAACUGCCAGACGCCCCACAGCUUCAUGGAGGCCAUCGCUGACUGCCGGCACGUAUUUGAGAUGGGCCGUGCGCUUGGGCAUGACAUGAGCCUCCUGGACAUCGGAGGGGGCUUCCCCGGAGAGGAAGGCUGUGAGCCUAAGUUUGAGGAGAUGGCGAGAGUGAUCAAUGACGCCCUGGCCCAGGACUUCCCCGAGGGGAGUGGCGUUGAGAUCAUCGCGGAGCCUGGACGCUUCUACGCGGAAUCUGUCUGCACGGCCGCCGUCAAUAUCAUCGCCAAGAAAGCUGUGCUGGAGGCCGGAGGCCGCCAGAAACUGCUGUACUAUCUCAACGAUGGCCACUAUGGCAUCUUUCGCAUCUUCCUCAGGGAGCCUGUCCCCAGGGUGCCCAUUGUGGUGAAGGAGUUUUCCUCGGAGCCGCCCCUCUUCCCCUGCACCCUGUACGGUCCCACCUGCGAUGCCUUUGACAAGCUCUUCCAAGAGGACGUGCAGCUGCCGGAGCUGGAUGUGGGCGACUGGCUUGUCUUCCCCUCCAUGGGCGCUUACACAACCACCAUAAGCUCCGUCUUCAAUGGCUAUCUGCCCGCUUCUCCCUCCUAUGCCAUGGAGCCCGAGCUCAGGAGCCUGCUGGGGACGGCACCUUAGGCUGGGAGGUGGCGGUGGAUGUGCUCCAGACGCCGGCUUCUGCCGAUGAGACGUUCUCUGGUCUCCAACCUCUGUUAUGGUCCUCCCGUCCCCAGAGUCUUCCUGCCGCCUCCUCAGCUCAGCCAACACCAGAGAAGUCUCCCAGCACCUUGGAAUAAAGAGACUCGUCCCCCAGAUUUGUGAGAAUGGCCAGGCUCCAGAUGCCGCCCUGGGGGAAGCCAGAGGGCUCAGACGGCCUUCAGCCAGCCUGUUCCCAACUCUUCUCCUCCCGGUGCCUGAAAACUGGGGGUGGAAACCUCCACCGCAACCCCCUCAGAGGUGUCUGGAAGCACAAACAGGAGUGGGCUUUAGGGGAAACAAAGUUUUAUUCAGAUGCAA
This is a messenger RNA of Hyaena hyaena (striped hyena), 2049 nucleotides long. RefSeq names its product antizyme inhibitor 2-like. The transcript is spliced from 13 exons. The coding region runs from base 349 to 1671 and encodes 440 amino acids. Gene Ontology annotation, cellular component: cytoplasm. Gene Ontology annotation, molecular function: ornithine decarboxylase activity. The record is from RefSeq and is a predicted model, not a curated record. Lineage: Eukaryota; Metazoa; Chordata; Mammalia; Carnivora; Hyaenidae.